AUGGUGAAGAAUCGAUCAGUCUGUAAUGCUUGUGGAUACACUUCCAUUCCAGUUGGGGCGAGAUUUUGUUCUUCCUGUGGAACCAAUUUGAGCUUGGAAAGCGAAGACAUCAACACCAUGGAUACCCCAAUGGCAACCGCCGUUCCAAUAUCAGAGGCCUUCCCUGCAACAGAAGAUACACCUCGAGGAGAGGUUCUAGUGGAUGCAAUUCACGUUAGUCCCAGCUCCAUUCCAAGUACCAUUGAUACAAAUCCAGUAUCCGUCGAAGGAGGAGUCAAUCCUAAUUUUGCAAGAUUCUACAGGAAUCCUUCGCAAGAAAUGCUGAAAAAUGCUUCCAAUCACCAUGUUGACUUUGGACUUCUAUUUAUUAACACACCCUGCAAUCCAGGAAAUGCCAUUGUCCCUCGAGUAAUUGAUGUCUUCUCGGUCAUGAAUGGCACGAAAAUAGAUCUAUCAGUUGCAGAUUUUAUCCACCCUAUAACCACAGUACGUGUCGUACCGAGUAUCAUGUCAGGGCUGAAAAUUAUCGUUCCCCGAGGGGUACGAGUAGAGUUACAGGGACUUGCCAUAAUGGGGGGAAUGAAGGGGCCCAGAAGACAAAAUAUUGACGUGUCCGAAGAUGCUCCUCUGCUUCUAGUUCAGGGUCUGACAGUGAUGGGUGGAGUAAAGGUCUCAGUUAAUGAACGAGUGCCACCAAUUCAGGUUGUUCACUGA
Cylindrotheca closterium is the source of this 714-nucleotide messenger RNA. Lineage: Eukaryota; Bacillariophyta; Bacillariophyceae; Bacillariales; Bacillariaceae. The record is from the annotation of a GenBank genome assembly.